AUGGGUCACCAGUCAUGUACUGGAACUCACACAUGGCAUCGAGACAGAAAGCAGAGAGAUCUGUUUGUUUUUCAAGAAGAAGGAGAAGAAGGAGGAGAAGAAGAAGAAGAACAGAAUUUGCAAGAACAGAAUUUGCAAGAACCGAAUUUGCAGCAGGCCACUCCUGCAAAGUCAAAGAAGAAAAAAGAGAAAGCAAUAGAACCACCACUGGUGUCAGAAAUACCCCUAUAUCCCGGUGGAAAGGGAAACUAUAUUGCUGCACUUCGUACAUAUUGCCAGAAGCAUGCGUUGCCUAUUGAUUUUGAACUUGUUUCAACAAGUGGACCAUCUCACAGACCCAUGUUUAAAUUCAGAGCAAUCAUUAGUGGAGAGGCAUUUCCUGAAGGCAGAGGUAGCAGUAAGAAAGAUGCGCAAGGCAAUGCAGCCAGACUGGCACUUGAUGAACGUGAACAGUUGAUCAGAAUAUGUCUGGAAAAGCAGGCAAGCAUUAAGGAAGCGGCCCCACCUGCUCCUCAGCAAAAUGCACCUGAUAAAAAAGCUGUAGCUGGGAAUAACACGCCCUCUGCAUUUAAUAGUAAUACUGUGGACUACAUUGAUAUGCUUACUGACUAUGCAGCAAAAAGGAAUUUGUUGCUUGAACCACUUGAUUCUGAAGUUGGUGAUCCACCACGGCGUUUUUGUAGAUGGAAGGUUGGGAACAGAGUGUUUGCUGAUUGCUUUGGAAAGACUGUACUAAAAGCAAGGCGAAAUGCUGCACGGACAACUUACCAUAUUUUAGCAAAUGAAUUUGUUUCAAAGUUUAAAACUGGAUCAGUUUCUACUCAUUUCUCAUCGUCCUCAAACAUAGUGUCAUGUACAGAAAGUUUUGUGAACCGCUUUCUGUCUGAUUAUGUUAAAAAAAAGAACUUGAGAACAAGUUUUGUUGAAUCAUCAUCGUCUGCUUCUGGGGCAGUACAGUGUUUUUGUAGGUGGAAGAUUGGUGAUCGAGAAUUUGGUGAAGCCUGGGGGAACAGUAGAGCAGAAGCAAAAAAGAAUGCUGCAAGGCUUGCUUUUUAUACAUUAGUAAAUGAAGCUAUAGAGAAUGAAUCUGAGAGUUCUACUCGUACAAAGCCAUCUACAGCUGAUCGUUCUAGUCCAUCAGAUUCACGGAAAUGGAGAAAUGAUGUUCGCAGUAGGCCUUUAUCAUCUCCCAGUAAGGCGUUAUCACCAAACCGUAAGACAUCAGGUUCAUCUGUAUAUUCAGCCCCUCCAAGGUCAUAUUCGGCAGACCGUCCUAGCUUAUCAAACGUACAAAAGAGUAGAGUGGAGAAUUUUCAGAGUAAACCUUCAUUGCUGACCCAUAACACAUCAGUCCAGGCUGCUCCUGCUCGUGCUCCUUUAUUGCCCACCCCAACUGCCUCUCUUGUCCAGGCUGCUCCUGUUCAUGCUUCUUCAUUGCCCAGCCCAGCUCCCUCUCCAGCUGCAUCUCUGAAAAGACCUCCUGUAUCUAUGCCACUACAAGUAUCACCACUCUCUCUGACAGCACCAUCGCCCCUGGAUUAUACUGUUUUGUUACUUGCUUAUGCACAGCAAAGGAAUUUAAAAAUUGUUUCUGAUGAUUCUUAUUCUGGACUUUCACUUCCUCCAACAUAUUUGUGCAAGUGGAGACUUGAUCAGAGAGUUAUUGGUGAAGCUUAUGGACAAACACUGCAAGAAGCAAGACGGAACGCAGCAAAAUUUGCUUACGAAUUAUUGAUUAAGGAAGACGUAGCAGGCAAAGUUGUGAAUGAUUCAAUCCCGGUAGCGGCAUGUUCUACAUCUAUACCUACAGAAAACAACAUUCUUUCUUUGGUUAUUUUUGCCAAGAGAAACAAUUUGAAAAUUAAUGCUGUUGACUCUUUGUCUAAUCUCCCAACUCCACAAAAAUGUUGCUGUAAAUGGAUGCUUGGGCAACAAGUACUUUCUGAAGCUUAUGGAACAACAAUAGAAGAAGCAAGGCAGAAUUCAGCAAAACUGGCUUAUGAUGUGUUGGUUAAAGAACGCAAUACACAGAUAAAAGAAAGUACUUCAAUAGCAAAAGUUGCGAAAGAUUCAACCCAUAUAGCGGCAUGCUCUGCGUCAAUACCUACAGAAAAUCACAUUCUUUCUUUGGUUGUUUUUGCCAAGAGAAACAAUUUGAAAAUUAAUGCCACUGAUUCUUUAUCUAAUUUCCCUCUUCCGCAAAAAUGUUGCUGUAAAUGGAUGCUUGGGCAGCGGGUGCUUUCAGAGGCUUAUGGACCAACAGUAGAAGAAGCAAGGCAGAAUUCAGCAAAACUGGCUUAUGAUGUAUUGGUUAAAGAACACGGUACACAGACAAAAGAAAGCACUUCAGCAACAAUGAAAGAUCUUGUUCCUAAAUUGCCAUCAUCAAUGCCAUCACCUUCUGCAAGCUACGUCAGUUUAUUACUCGAUUGUGCACAGAAAAAGAAAUUGAAAGUUAAUGCUGUUGAUUCUUGGUCUGGCCUUACAAAUCCACCAGGAUUUGUUUGCAGGUGGAAGGUUGACCAGCAAGUGAUUGGGGAGGCUUUUGGUGGAACUAUAGAUGAAGCAAGACAGAAAGCCGCAAGAGUGGCAUAUAACGAAUUGAUGAAGGUAGACGCUGCAAAGGUUACAUCUGUGAAGGAGUCUGCUGAAGUGCCUCAGUAUAUAUCGUAUGUCAGUUUAUUGACUGCCUUUGCACAGCAGAAGAGACUGAAAAUUAAUUCUGUUGAUUCUUGGCCUGAUCAGUCAUACCCACGAAAGUUUGCUUGUAAGUGGAAACUGGGUCAGAGAGUGCUUGGUGAAGCUUAUGGAACAACAAUGGAAGAAGCAAGGCAGUAUGCAGCAAAAAUGGCUUAUAAUUUAUUGCUGAAAGAAGACAAAGAAUCGCUUACCACUGCCAGCUUUUCAAGUGCUGUACAAAUGAGUAGGAACCUAACUUACCCUCCAGUUCAGACAACAAUGGUCAGCAAACCUGUGCAGAUGCCAACACCGGUAACCAAUGCUGAUGGAAGAAAACGGAAGCCCGAAGAUCAGGUGUCUGAAAAGAUCAAAAAAUUGAGAGAGGAGGAAUUACAAAUUAGCUUGAAUUAUUUGCGGAAAGAAGAAAUGAAGCGCAGAGUGGUUGCUGAUCUCAGACGAAGUCAGUGCAUCUGUCUUCAGUUAGACAAACAAAGGGGUAAAACUAAACCACAAGAGACAUGGUUCUGGCCAAAAUUAUUCAUUAUAGAUGAUGAUGACGUUGAUGAUGAAGGGAGUGAAGAUGAAGAGAAGAAAGCAUUAGCAAUUGCUGACAAGUUAAAAACUUUGACCAAGUAUUUGAGAGACAGACAUUUUUACUGUGUAUGGUGUGGAAGAGAAUUUGAUGAUUGGAAGGACUUGGCAAACAAUUGUCCAGGACCCCGUGCUGAAUUACACAAGUGACUUCGCCAUUUGGGGAAUGAUAGCAUCAAAUCGGCCUUUCAUUGGAAACCACUUCAUAAGCUUAGCAUUUCAGAUCCUACAGAACAGAUGGGUUAACCGACAAAUGAUAAAUGAAAAAAAUCAGCAGAAGUUCAUGUUGAAUAAAGAAGGAGGAGGAAAAAUUAAAACAGAUCUAAUUUAUUUUAGAAUCCCUUUUGUAUUUUAUUAGAUUCAUUCUUAGUAUAUUCUUCUAAGUUAACUUAGCUGGUUUUAUGAUAUCAGAUUUGUUUAUUUGGAAAAAAGACUUUGCUUUACUUCUUACAGAAUAUGAUAAUUUAUCUCCCAUGGCAAAGUUUAGCUGUUGAAUUUUAUGAAGUAUGUGCAUAUUCAGAAAAUUUGUAGUUGAGUUCUUUAAUCUAGAUUUUAUUCACAUUUUGGCGACUGCAUGUUUUUAUGUUCAUGUUGCAGGCAUAUAUUUUGAAAAUUGAGACAUUUUUCAUGAAAAAAAAGUAAAAAGAUUGGAAUGUUACCGUGUUGUAACAGUGUAAUGAAACUGGCAUCUUUUUUGGGCAUUGCAUCCAUUUUCUCAAGUCAUCUUGGCAGUAUCACAGUUGAGUUGAUCCUCAGUACUACAGAUGCACUUUUGCAGACUGACCUGUUAUGGCAGUUGUAUUUUUUACCUAAGUCCUAGCUGCAGGAUGUUUGAAUGGGUUCAGAGAGCUAACCAAGGUUUCCUUAAACGGAACAAGUAAUAGCUUGCCCUCCCCCUAGAGGGAGAGGGUUUCACUUGAUCCUGUAGAGGACGCUUUGUGUUUAGAUUAUUGUAAAAUAAGGCAUGCUGGCAUCCUAUUGCCUAUGACAUUGUUGUACAUCAUGUUUCCAUAUUAAAGAAAAAAGUUUGUCAACCGCAAUACUGCAUACAAGACUAGAAAAACACCAUUAUCACAGAUUCCUGUUGGUUUAAGUAAUACAUAAUGGCAGUGUUCUAAAUGCUGCUUUAAGUUUUAUUUUAGUAUUCCUGACAGUAUGUAAACAGAGAAGACAUAAAAUCCUAUAUGCAUAGGGGCCACAGACCUUUCUCGGCACCUCUGUUUUCUGAACUUGGGAAUAAUGUGAUUUCAAAGUUGUGCAGGAAUGAAAAUGUGCAUGUCAGUAAAUUUUAGCAAAACAGUAACCCUUGAAAAUUGUGUCCUUUCUAAAUAAGUACAACAUAAGCCUUUUUCUAGUGAGAGAGGCAGAUGAAUCUUAGAUAGAAAUGUACUAUUUAAGUUGUCAGUUAAUUUUGUAUGUACAUAUUGCAUUUUUUGUGUCCAUUUAUACACUUAUAAAUUGGUUCUGCUGCUUUGAA
Molecule: messenger RNA, 4747 nt
Organism: Protopterus annectens (West African lungfish)
Lineage: Eukaryota; Metazoa; Chordata; Ceratodontiformes; Protopteridae
Exons: 29
Coding region: 1-3420 (1139 amino acids)
Biological process (GO): RNA processing; adenosine to inosine editing
Cellular component (GO): nucleolus; cytoplasm
Molecular function (GO): double-stranded RNA adenosine deaminase activity; double-stranded RNA binding; tRNA-specific adenosine deaminase activity
Source: RefSeq, a predicted model, not a curated record